GUUCUGUCUACCGUAGUACGGCGCAAUAAAAAAAAAUAAAUUUUUUUCCAAUUUUCGAACUUUUCACCCAAUUUUCGGCGCUUUUUUGCUGAUUUUCGACGAAAAACUGAAGGAAUUAACAAGCGCAAUGGAAGAAAUAAUGGCUGAGGAGUUCACCGAAGACUCAAAAACGCAACAAGGCGUAAAACGGACUCAAGACGCUUCAGAUGGUCCAGCUAACAAGAAAGCUCAUUUUGGAGGCGAAGAAGAGGGUGGAGAUCAUCUUUCAAUUAAGAUUUUGAUUCCAUCAAAUGCUGUUGGAGCAAUUAUUGGAAAAGGAGGAGAAGCGAUGAGAAAUCUCAAAAAUGACAAUAAUUGUCGUGUUCAAAUGAGCAAGAACAGCGAAACGUAUCCGGGAACUUCCGAGCGUAUUUGUCUCGUCAAAGGACGCCUCAACAACAUUAUGGCCGUAAUCGAGUCGAUUCAGGACAAAAUUCGCGAGAAAUGUGCCGAUCAAGGAGGUUCCGACGCUUUUGAUCAUAAAAAUACAUCUCGUGGCGCUGAAAUUAAGAUUGUAAUGCCAAAUACGUCGGCUGGAAUGGUUAUUGGAAAAUCUGGAGCCAAUAUUAAGGAUAUUCGUGAACAAUUUGGGUGCCAAAUUCAAGUUUACCCGAAAGCUGGCUCUGUUGAAGCUAAAACUUCUCUUGAAAGAGUUGUCACUGUGGCUCAUGAUGAAGCAUCGGCCCUCCUUCAAGCCGCCUCACGUGUUCUGGAAAAAGUGGCCUCUGACCCCCACCAUGCUUCAGAAAUCAAUAAAGAAGAUUUCGGAAAAGGCUCUGGACCAUCAGGCUCUGCAAAUUCAGGCCCAUCAGGCGGCGGCGGUGGCGGUGGCGGCGGCGGCCAAUCCAACAAUAAUUCAUCAUUCUCAUCAGUUCCAGCUUUCAAUGGAGGUGGUGGAGGUGGUGGUGGAAUGAAUGUCGGUGCAGCAGGAUUCGGAGGUGGUGGUGGACAGGGUUACGGUGGUCCACAAUUUGGUGGACAGGGAGGACCACAAUUUGGAAAUGGGAAUAAUAAGUAUCCGAUGAGUGGGCUUGGAAAUAAUGAACUACUCUCAUUCUUGGAUAAUCUUCAAUCAACUCUUCGUACUUCUGGAUUCAAUGAGCAAAGUGUUUCAGAGGUUAUGCAGGCUAUGCAGGUGCUCGCCAAGUACAACAUUAUGGGCCUCGGACUUGGCCUCGGUGUCGCCGCAAUGGCCCAAAUGCGUACAGGCCAAGAGUCGCAGGGAAUGUCGGCAAAUCAUGGAUCUGCCGGUUUUGGAGAUGGUUAUGGACAAGGAGGUGUACAGGGAGGGCCACAAGGACCACAGGGUGGUGGUGGUGAUCAGUCUUACUGGCGUCGAUGAAUACCCCCAUUCCUCCUCUUCUUCCAACAUGUUCAUGUUCACAGAAUAAUCCCGAAAUCUCAAUCUUUAUUUAUUAUUUAUUCUUACUUUUUUCUUCAUUCAUUCUUCUAUUGAUUAUAACUUUAACGCUUUCUUUUCAAGUUUUCAAUUUCGACAAAAAAAACUCAUUAAAAAAGGUUUAUUUAAUUAUAUAUUGCUGUAAGUGUUCUCAAUCUCUUCAUCUUCUUCUUCAAUAAAUUCUUAUUCCUGGC
Caenorhabditis elegans is the source of this 1632-nucleotide messenger RNA. RefSeq names its product K Homology domain-containing protein (gene nova-1). Lineage: Eukaryota; Metazoa; Nematoda; Chromadorea; Rhabditida; Rhabditidae. Gene Ontology annotation, molecular function: RNA binding; nucleic acid binding. The record is from RefSeq and is marked reviewed.